GUGGGGUGAGAGGCUGCUCGACAUUCACUCCGUGGUUUGGCCUGAAUUUCCGUUGCUUCUACAUCGGGCGGUGAUGGCGGGAGAAAAGAAAAGAUUGAUUUAAUCAUUUUGUUUGUUUCGGCAGUUGAUGAUUUUGCCACAAGACGAACAUCACAGCUAGUGUUGAUCUGUUUACAAAGUGAGAAAUAUAUAAUACGAGGAGCUGACUUUGAAAACCUAUUCGACAAGGACCUCUUGAAGAAGACAGUCAUUUCAACAGUAAAUUGCCUGAAUCGAUUUCUGAUCCGAUUUUAUGUUAAUAGCAACCCAACACUGAAAUCUUUUGACAGUGAGUGUGGAGUUCGCCAAGCGGUUACAAAACAAAACAUCGUCAUUGUUCAAAGUCGAGGAAUUUCUUACCUGAACAACUUGUGGGAAAAAAGUUUCUGGUAGAGGGAGAAGGACAAAUACAAAGAAAGAACUGUAGUUUUGGUGAAUAGAAGAAGAAGAAAAAAAGUUAUUUCGCUUAAAAAUAGACACGUUUCUAAGAAUAAGAAUGUUUGGCAAUCUAGACUUUUAAUUUUCGUCUUAAAUACUCUGAAUCUGUGACGAUUCAAUAUGACUGUUUAUUUUCAAAAUGGUCUAAGAGAUAGAUAGGAAAAACAAAACAAAACAAAAAGUAAAAACAAAUCAUAUAUUACUCUAUUACUCUAGCAUUAUCCUCGCUAAGUGACAAAAAACAAGAAAAAAGAGAAAGAAACAACAAAAAAAUAAAAACUUUAAAAGCAAGAAAGAAACAACAACAACAACAACAACAACAACAACAACAAAACAGCAUUAAAAGCGAGAAAGGAAAGAAAGAAAGAAAGAAAAAAAACCCCACGCUACUCUGGUGAAAAUUCCCCAGAUGUCACACCCAACAGCAGGAAGUCUUCACGAAAAAUACGCCAUAAUAAGGAAAGUCUUUUCGUUGUACUAGAAGAUUCUGGGACUCUGUGAAGUCGCGCUGUCUUUUGGAAAUCAUGGAGUUGCCCUUAAGGAUCCGUCUUGCUGAGAUUCUGCAAUUGCUCCUUGUCUUCUCUCGAGGAAACCCAGCCGUCGGGACGUUCCUUCACUCGCACGGCAAGGCCUUCGAGGGCAGCGAGGGAAGGCCCCACACGCAGCCGUGGGAGCCGCCCCCCUCCUCGGGCCCUGUGUUCGACCCCUCGCCUCCCCACAACGUGACUGCUGUGAAGGGCGAGAAUGCCUAUCUCCACUGCAUCGUUUACAACCUUGGUAACAAUACGGUGUCCUGGAUCCGCGACGUCGACCUGCACAUCCUGACGGUGGCGCAGUACACCUACACCGCCGACGACAGGUUCGAGGUCAUCCACUCCCCGGACUCCAACUCCAACUCCUGGAUUCUGAAGAUCAAGUCAGUUCAGCCGAGGGACUCAGGUCGCUACGAGUGCCAGGUCAACACGCACCCGACUGACCCCAUCACGUUCCCCGUCUACCUGUCCGUCUUUGUACCCACAGCCCGCAUCUUGGGUUCCCCUGAGCGAUAUGUGUACAGGGGCUCGACCAUCAACCUCACCUGCAUCAUCAACCAUAAGCCUGAAUCUACAACGGAGAUCUUCUGGUACCAUAACAAUAAGGUGAUCAACUACGACAACCGCGACAGCCGGGUGAGCGUGAUCACGGACCGCGGCGCCGUCACCAAGACCAUCCUGCUGAUCCACGACGCGCACGACGGCGCCACAGGGACCUACUCGUGCGUGCCCUCGCCCUCCGCCACCGCCUCCGUCAGGAUACACAUCCUCAACGGAGACUCCACAGCCGCCAUCCUGACGAACACCGGACGCCCUUGCCACCUGUGCCCCGCUACGUUCACGUUCGCUCUCGCCCUCCUCACCUGCCUGCUCUGUGACGUCACAAUCCGGGACUUUCUGAAGUGAAGAAUCUGAUGUUAUUUUUUAUGACUUUACCUUAUCGUAUACAGAUAUUAAAUAUAUAUAUAUAUCUAUUGAUGUUUUAUAAA
Molecule: messenger RNA, 1999 nt
Organism: Penaeus monodon (black tiger shrimp)
Lineage: Eukaryota; Metazoa; Arthropoda; Malacostraca; Decapoda; Penaeidae
Product: zwei Ig domain protein zig-8-like
Exons: 7
Coding region: 1002-1916 (304 amino acids)
Biological process (GO): synapse organization
Cellular component (GO): neuron projection membrane
Source: RefSeq, a predicted model, not a curated record